Messenger RNA from Lathyrus sativus (Indian pea), 474 nucleotides. NCBI's taxonomy places the organism in Eukaryota, Viridiplantae, Streptophyta, Magnoliopsida, Fabales, Fabaceae. The record is from the annotation of a GenBank genome assembly.
AUGUCAAGGAAGGAUGGUAUUAAACCUACUUCCACUUUUCUACUGAUCUCUAAACCCCUUCCCACCACCUCUAAACCUUUGUUUAUGAUAUUCUUAAUGAAUAUCACUACCAAUAGAAGAAUAUGGAACAGUCUGUCUAUGGAUGGAAAUUCAGAGCUGGUUGACAAAAUUUCACGAGCUGGUUAUUUGGUUGUUGAGAGAAGUUAUUUUGCUCUUAGUGAUGAUGAAACAUAUCAAAGUUUGUCGUCUGAUUUGAAUGAGUCACAAAGAAAGGAAAUUUGUGCUUGCCUUUCUUCCUUUCGUUGCAGUAAUUCUACUGUGGAUCUUAUUAGCUGUCCACCAGAAUCGGGAAAAACAAAAACUCUGGCCUCACUGCUUUUUGCUCCGUUGAAGAUGAACCGUAGGACUCUUGUUUCCGCUCCGACAAAUAUUGGCAUCCCGUGUGUUGAGCAUUGCAAGAGAAUCAUUUCAUGA